Messenger RNA from Raphanus sativus (radish), 1586 nucleotides. RefSeq lists its product as uncharacterized. Bases 268 to 1557 code for a protein of 429 amino acids. Lineage: Eukaryota; Viridiplantae; Streptophyta; Magnoliopsida; Brassicales; Brassicaceae. The record is from RefSeq and is a predicted model, not a curated record. The transcript has 2 exons.
GUGAGUGAAAGACAUAUAUGUCAUCUAACUAAAGGAAGAGGAGAGAAUCGACUCUCUUACCAAUCAUACCAAACCCCUCUUUUACCAAUCUCUAAACCUUAGUUCCUCUCAAAAUAUCUAUUUCCAAAUUUCAAAAUACUAAAUCUUUCUCAAACCAUCCCUCUUGCAGCGAUUUCUAAGAACCCUAUAUUCUCACAAACACUCUGACUUUCUCCGUCUUCCGAAACCCACCAUCUUUAUCAUUCAUGUCUACUUUGAGUUCAAGAAAUGCGAGUAUCUCGAAUAACUAACGUAACCAAGGUGAUGAACCGACGAAGCAUGGCAGCGGGAGAACCGCAAUUGGGUCUCGAACACAAAGAGAAGCAUACGUCUUCAAACGAACAUGUUUCUACGGAGCCGACGUUGAUGGAGGUGAUGCGAGCCAUUGAAAUACUUAAUGGUAAAGUAGCAUUGAUCAUGAACAAGAAUCAAGAAGAAGAUGAAACUAGUAAAACGGCAGCAAAAAAGAAAACGUGUGUGGAACCAGACAGACAUACUUCAAAAGCAUCUGAAGGGAACACUUUUCUCAAGAGGAGAGAAGCUCCAACCCGUCAGGUGGAUAUCUCUGUGUUCACGGGAGAAAACCCCGAAGGGUGGGUGUUAGAAGCUGAAAGGUACUUCCUUUUUUACAGCUCUACUGAAGAAGAAAAGAAGGAGACAGCGUUUUAUAGUAUGUCCGGAGAGGCUUUGAUUUGGUUUCUAAGUGAAGAAUCUCAACAGCCAAUGUUGACAUGGGGGGACUUCAAACAGAGGCUGCUCUUGCGCUUUGGGAGUGGACAGAGAGGAUCUCCCUACGCUCGUUUGAUGAAUCUGAAGCAGAUCAAGCUAGUAGCAGAGUACCGUCGACAGUUUGAAGAAAUAACAGCAACAUCACAAGAACUACCACAAGAGUUUUUGGAGGAAGCUUUCUUAAAUGGUCUAAAACCAGAAAUUGCUGAAGAAGUCAAGCUAUUUUGCUCUACUGGGCUGUCACGACUAAAGGAGAUGGCGCAGAAGAUCGAGAAUAAAAACAUAGCUAUUCUAAGAGACAAGUAUUCACCAUCUUUGGUUCAUACAAUGACUUUCAAAGAGGUUGAAGAGAAGAAAGCCAAGGGAAUCUGUUAUCGAUGCGGUGCCAAAGAUGAUAAGGGCCAUCAGUGUUCGGGUAAAGAUCUGAAAAUAAUGUUGGUAGAGACAGGGAAUGGUGAAGACAGCGUUGAGAAUGGAGAUCCAUAUUUGCUCAGAUCACAAGUGCCCUUAAACGUGAUGAUGUGCAAUAAUGAAAAGGAAAAUCAACGGAUGUUGCAGGCACCUGUGAGUCCGUGCACGUCAAAAAAGGAUGUAAUUAACGAACAUCACCUAGGAAAGCAGAUGUCACCAAAAGACCAAACACGGCAAUCACGUGGGGCAUUGUCGAAGCUAAUUCCAGAGUGUCACCCAACCAACCGCUCAAGGCAUCCAGUUUUAGAGGGCAUAUUUUUCUUUAGUUUUGUCAUAUUAAAAAUUUUGUUAAUAUUUGUAUAUAAAUAUAAUUUGUAAUUAUUUUGACAAUAAUAAUAUUUGUAUUC